AUGCGAUAUUUCUGUAGAAAUUUUCGUUUCUCUCGUAUACGUAAAAUUUUUAGACCUACAACGUCCGUUCUGUUAUCGGGUACUGCUGAUGGAGAAUGCUCUAAUCGGAAGCUGCCGGAAGGGUCCCAUCCUCCAAUAGCGACUUUUGAUGAAUGGACGAAGGAAAAACUGAACGUGCUAUUUCAGUCGCUUUCACCCCUUUCUGAAAUAGGUUUGGCUAGCGUUGGAUCUCAGCAGCUACCUCCAUCAUCUGCAGCGACUCGUAAUUACGCCAGUAAGGAAUGCGGUGCUAAAGUAUUACAUAGUAAUGCGGAAGCUGAAAAUACGAAAGCUAUCCUCAAUGAGAAAGUAUGUAAAGAUGAAUACAUGCGGAAUCCAUGUGAAAAUGCUGCCUACAAAUUUGUAAUAAUUGAACUGUGUGAAACUGUGCAGCUUCGCGCUAUAGAAUUAGCUAAUUACGAAUUAUUCUCCUCCGGUCCGCGAACAAUACGCUUAUGGUCCGCGGAGAGGUUCCCUACCGGAGAGUGGCAACUAAUCACGGAAUUAACUGCUAUAGAUUCUCGUCAGAUUCAGCAGUUCUCGAUUCCCACAAAUGGUAUUUAUGUUAAAUUCAUGAAGGUGGAACUUCUCUCUCACUAUGGAAACGAGCACUAUUGUACGUUGUCAGUUCUUAAGGUCCUUGGAAUAUCAAUGAUAGAUGAAUAUGAAGCUGAGGUUUCUGCUGAAGCUGCUUCUGUUGUUCAUACGCGGAAUAAUAUAGGAACAGUAACAGAUACUAAACCUAAUAUAACAUCGACUGAAGCAGUUGACACCACUACAACGAGCCUAUUAUCGCCGAUUCAGGUUAUAUCGUACUGUUUAAGGUUAAUAUGCAAACACCGGCGUUGCUCAAUGCUGUUCGAGUCUGUGUUUAUGAAGCUCAACAAACGUAUCGCUGCUCUUGAAUUAAACAUGUCACUGUCAAGUGAAUACCUCAGCGAGCUUAGUCGGCAAUAUGUCGCACAAAGUGAUGAGCAUCAUAGACGUAUGAGACAAGUAAGGGAAAUAGUGGAUGAAGCAGUCGAAGCAAUAUAUGCACGUGUAAAUGAAACGCUAGCUAAUAAGGUGGGUAAUUGCAUUUUAUUCAGUAUUCCGCUUUUCUCUUUCAAAACGAUCAGUUCUAGAUCGACAUGA
Angiostrongylus costaricensis is the source of this 1173-nucleotide messenger RNA. The record is from the annotation of a GenBank genome assembly. Lineage: Eukaryota; Metazoa; Nematoda; Chromadorea; Rhabditida; Metastrongylidae.